Nipponia nippon (crested ibis) is the source of this 2189-nucleotide messenger RNA. NCBI's taxonomy places the organism in Eukaryota, Metazoa, Chordata, Aves, Pelecaniformes, Threskiornithidae. The record is from RefSeq and is a predicted model, not a curated record.
GCAGUCCGAUCAAUUGUUCCAAACAAAAGCAAUAAUGAGAUAGUUCUGGUAUUGCAGCAGUUUGAUAAUAAUGUAGACAAGGCUGUUCAAGCUUUCAUGGAUGGCAGCGCAACUCAGGUUCUAAAGGAAUGGAAUAUGACAGGGAAAAAGAAGAACAAUAGGAGAAAAAGAAGCAAAUCUAAACAGCACCAAGGCAAUAAAGAUCCUAAAAACAAGAAUGGUGGACCUGAGAAGGCAUCUCAAGAGCCCCAGGGAAUAUAUGACUGCCAUCUGAAUGGAUGCUCUAAGGACAACUCUUGCAGUGGUUCUGCCAAUCAGAAAUUGGAAGCCGCUCCUCUUGAGAGCAAAGGCUCAGGAUUUGUAGAGUCAGCACUGGUCUGUCCAGAAAUCACAGACAAAGCACGAGAACACCAGAGAGUAUCUGUGGAAUUAAACCCAAAGACUAUGAAUGGAGUAGAACAGCAUGAGUCUCUUCAGUCAUCAGUUCAACUCCAGUGUAACCUAGGCAGGCCAAAGUCAAAAUCUUCCUCAGUUAAAUCAUCCAAUGCUGCAACCCAACGUGAAACAAAGACAGAUGAUUCAGUCAAAAAAAGAGGGCCAAACAUUGAAAAAUCAGUAAAAGACUUGCAGCGUUGCACCGUUUCUCUAACCAGAUACCGUAUGAUGAUCAAAGAGGAAGUGGAUAAUUCUGUGAAGAAGAUCAAAGCUGCUUUUGCAGAAUUACACAGCUGCAUCGUAGACAAAGAAGUGUCAUUAAUGGCAGAAAUUGAUAAAGUUAAAGAAGAAGCCAUGGAAAUCCUGACUGCUCGGCAGAAGAAAGCUGAGGAGCUGAAGAGACUGACGGACCUAGCCAGUCAGAUGGCUGAAGCACAACUGUCUGAACUCAGGGCUGAAAUUAAGCACUUUGUGAGUGAACGGAAAUACGAUGAAGAGCUGGGCAGGUCUGCCCGAUUUUCCUGUGAUACAGAACAGCUGAAGACCCAAAUUCAGCUCUGUGGAGAAAUUUCUCACCCAAAGAACAACUAUUCCUCAAGAACACCAUGUAGUUCAGUGCUGUCUUCAAUGACCUCGCAUGCAACAACUGGCAAGCAAAAUACGCACACCCGGAAGUCCUCUAGUAAUGCCAAGAACUCUGAUGAUAAAACAGCCAGCGCUAAAGGACAAAGUCAUUUUUCUUCCAAUCCUGCAGAAUCUUCUUCCCAAGGAAUCCCGACAAAUAAGCAGAAUGGGCCUUCUAACCAGAGACGAAGAUUCAACCCACAGCACCAAAACAUCCGGCUCAAUGGAUCUCUGAAGUCACAAGGUGCCAGUAAUGAGGCAGACCAAAAUAAUACAAAGAGUGGUUCCAGGUCUGAACACAGAAGACAGCAGCAUAACAGCUUCAGAUCUAAACAUAAAGGAGCUAUGAAAAAUCAAGAGCAGUCCACAACUACAAGGACCACAGAGAAUCCGACACAUUCAGAAAAGACCCGGCGGAAGCAGCAUACACCAGACACCGCAGAUCACAGGCCUUUCCAAGGCGGUGUUGGCAGGGUGUCGCAAUGCAAUUUAUGUCCUGCAAGGAUGGAGGUCCCUGCUGAUGCCACUGUUCUUUCAGUGCCAGCUGUGACUUUGGUGGCUUAAAAUGUCACGGUGACGGCAGGCAGAGAAAUUUAAUCUCUUCGUCUUAGUUUCUUGCUCGAGAUGCUUGUUGGUGAAGAAAAUAAGUCAGAACAUAGUCAUUUUAAAUCUGUUGCUGCUUAAAACUUGUUGGUAUCUUUAUUACUUACUAAUUAUCAAAAUUAAUUCAUACUUUCAAGGCUUUGCCCAAUAUGUUCACAGUUAUUUUGUCAUGACAGUACAGAAUCUUACCAAAGCAGCAUUUACUUCUUAGAAAAAUGAAAUCUAGAUUGGAAAAAUAAAUGGAUAAUUAAAUUCAUAAUAGCAAAAUCCUGUUGUAGAUAUGUGGUUAUACCAGUCAACGUUGUUUUUUAGAGCAGCCUGUGUUAGAAGGAUCCCAGGAAGUCUGUACGCUGUGGUCUGCAAUGAAAUCAGAUAAUCUUGUAGGAUUUUUCAGCAAAUCUCUAUACACCUCUUUCUUUCUGUGCGUGUAUACACGUACAUGCAUGCACACUGUAUACACAGAGAGUAUUGUUAUAUACAAGAACAUUUGAAAAAGCAGUACAUUUGAUUUUAGCUUAUUAUUCCAU